This is a messenger RNA of Haplochromis burtoni (Burton's mouthbrooder), 2811 nucleotides long. RefSeq names its product 2-5A-dependent ribonuclease-like. The record is from RefSeq and is a predicted model, not a curated record. Gene Ontology annotation, biological process: intrinsic apoptotic signaling pathway in response to endoplasmic reticulum stress; protein phosphorylation; IRE1-mediated unfolded protein response. Gene Ontology annotation, cellular component: IRE1-TRAF2-ASK1 complex. Lineage: Eukaryota; Metazoa; Chordata; Actinopteri; Cichliformes; Cichlidae. Gene Ontology annotation, molecular function: protein serine/threonine kinase activity; RNA endonuclease activity; ATP binding.
CGCUUUCCAAACAUCCCUAAGACACAUGUAGAGAGGGCAGUUAAUAGUUUGAGUGCAGUUUUCCACCAAACGGAAGAAGAAAUAUCAAAUGAGCAUGCAGAAGCUAUUGGUCAAAAACUACUGGAACUGCUUGACCCAAAAGACAGUGGUGUUUGUGAAGCAGUGCUAGAAACAGUGCUGUAUUUGAUAAGACAGAAAACAAAAGGCAUAUUGAGCUGGGAUUUAGAGAAAUUACGCAGAAUACAGAAAAGUGAUGGGCUCCCCAAAGAGAUCUAUUGCAUGGCAAAUGAAAUUUUACCAUUAGUGAACGCAACUGAUGUGCCCACAUCAGCUGACGCGACAAAGAAUGACAUGCGGAAUCAACAAGAGUUUUGCUUUAAGACAGUCAGCAACAGGUGGAAGAAGCAGCUGAAUACACUGGAGAAAAGUGUUGAAAACAGGAGCAAGACAGUAAUACAAAUCAGAAGCUUUUUUUAUAAAGAUAAGCUAAAAUACAGAAUAAUGAAUGAAAAUGAUACUGAAGUCUUCUUGGGGCUGAGAGAGGAUGGCACAGAAGUUGUCAUUAAGAGAAUGUCUAAAAGCAACUACGAACAGCUGAAGAUUGAAGAAAGAAUCCUACAACUCCCUAAACUCGAUAAUCCUCAUAUUGUACGAUAUAUUGAUGCUGCAGUGGACAAGAAGUUUGGAUAUCUUUUUCUGCAACUUUGUGAAUACACCUUAGGAACGUAUAUUAACAAACACAAGGAGAAAGUUUUUCUUUUAAAGAACCUCGCCAAAGAGUUUCUUAAAAGUCUAAAGGUGCUUCACUGUCACACUCCUCAAAUUCUCCACCAAGAUCUCAAACCCGAGAACGUUUGGAUUGAUGUUAUUGGGAGGGCAAAGUUAGUUUUUGGCAAACAAGACCAAGAAGGAUCAUACACGUCAAACAGUGAAAUAGGGGUGGCAGGUAUGCUGAUUCGUCAUAUCCUCUCUGGAGGGAAGCAUACAUUUGAUGGCAAACCCAACAACGAAAAAGAGUACUGUUUGGAUCAUGUUCAAGAUGUGGUGGCAAAGGAUCUCAUCGAGUGGAUGAUCAACAAAGAUCCAAAACAAAGACCCAAUGUAAAAGAAUGCUUGGACCAUCCCUUCUUCUGGAAUUCAAAACAGAAAUUUGAAUACCUGAGACGGACUGGUAACAGGAAGGAAGUGGAAAACUGUCAAAAUGCUGACCAGAACCUGAUUCAGUUACUAGAAAGCUGUCCUGGACUUCAAUCCCAUAAAAACUGGAAAGGAAAGUUUGACUUGAACAUGGUUGACAAAUUGGAGAAUUUCAAGAAUCAAACUACUCAUAGGAGACUACAAAAGAAAGAGACACAACAACAAAACAAAAUAGAGCACCAAGUUUAUCCAAAGAAAAUACAGCAAACAAAGCGGUACCCUGAAAAUGUAUUAGGACUGCUCCGUUUUAUACGUAAUCUCCAUGAGCAUUAUGCAGAGGACGCAGACAAUUGUGAUGUAAUUGAACUAUUUCCUGAUCUCUUCGGUGAUGUUUACAAGUUCGCCAAGGACAAUAACUGGAAUUCACAGCCACCUUUGAAGAAAAUGUUUCAAGGAAAAAAAGACAAAGUGGACUUUAGCACCAGUGUUGUGAUGGCAUCUGUGAGCACUGAGGCGUGUGAAGGCUCCAGUCCAUUCUAAACCUUGUGGAAUGAAAAUGAAAUGAAAGUUGAAUUCAGAUUGAAGGACCGCUCAGUGGCUGUGGAGCUUGAGAGAAGUAAAUAUGUAAUAAAAAAUAUGUAAAUAUAAGUAUUAUUGUAUGGCACUAACCUUACUUCAGUAUCUUUUAUUUUGUCUGACUGUAUACUUUCAAAUACAUCUUUUACUUUUAUUUUGUGACAAGUUAACUCCCAAUUUAAUUAAGAUAAGUAGAAACACUGGAGGUCCAGGAUGAAGGAUCUUAUAAAUUACUGUAGACUUACACGCUGCCAGUGAAAAACAAGAAAAGCAGUCAACACCUGUAGAACCACAGAUGUCAUUAAACCAUAAGUUGCAGGCUGUGUUCUCCUCAGACAUGUACAAGCUAUACAUGAAACUAAAGUGAUUUAAGCUACCUUUAUUAAGUUAAAUGGAUUUAAGCCAUAAUGUAUUUGUGCCUGUUAGGCCUGUCUACCGUGCCUUGUGCGAAAAAAUAAUUAUAUUACUUUUUUUGCCAAAAUGUCAAAAAUACACUAAGUAUAUUAUAAAAUACUUAGUGUAUUUUUUGUGAAGUUCCAUACUUUUUUAUACAGUUAAUCUAGCAUUAUACAACUUUUAUUAUGCUGUAUUUGUUUAUUCAGUUAAUUUUCAGACCUAAUACUACAUCAUGGGAUGAAAAGAAGGGAAAAAAUAGAUAUAAUUAAAAUCCUUUUGAUUUUGAACUUUCCACUACCUGUUGUGGGCUUUCAGAGCUUAUGAAAAUGGUAUGCACAUCCAUUUUGUUAUGUACAAUUUUCCUCAUAUGAUUUAAGCUGUACAAACAUAUUUAUCACACAAAAAUCUAAACAAAGUCUUUAUACUUAAUGUUAAGAUCCAAAAGCAGAUGUGACGGAUAUUAUAUUGGAUGUCAUAAAAUUCCAAGCUUCUGAGACUUUUUUUAAACUUUCAAAAUGUAAUGAAUUAUGCAUAAUUUUUUUUACUGGAAUUUUUUAAUUCACUUUCGUAGUAACAGUUUGGAGGUAAAUACUUAUCUAUCUUAAUAAAUCUGUAAAAAUAUCACAGUGAAUAAAAUGUUUUGUACUUUAAAGCUCAAUGAAGUAAAAUAAAAGUAACCAGAGAACAUUUCACCCAGAAUCU